GAAACAAGACCUGGUCACUUUCUUUAUAAAGUGCCUUCAUUGGGAUUUCUUCCAUCACUUCUGCUCGGCCCCUCAAUUCCUUUUCUCAUGCAGAAGAUGAAUCUGUAUUAUUUGUUCAAGGCUUUUCAAGAGAUACAGUUUGAACAGCCACAGCCCCUACGCUGUACUCAUUGUUUCCAUAUUAUUAGUAUGUCUGGAGAAUGCGGAUGUGUGGAGGCGUUCAUCCUUAUCGAUAAGGAUUUCUAUAAAGCCCAGUUCCUUGAUGUUCUCCGAUGGCUCAUAAGACUGGAGACUCCAAAUAUUCCCGAUAUUUCACCUCGUGGAGUUUCAACGGUUAAUAUUGGAUGUCCUGUGAUGAACGAGGAGGGAGAAUAUGUUGGAGUGAAUCUCCCUUAUGCCAAUGGGAUGAUUAUAGAACCCUUGCAAUGGCAAAUGUGGAAUGUGUUUCGCCAAGAUUCUGAAGAUUCUCAGAUUAUGCAGCUUAACAACCAACCAGCUGAUGGGCGCAGCCAGGAGUCUGAAAGGGAUACCAACUGUAGUCCUACUCGCAUUCUUCAUCUGCGUGUAAGCGCAAAUUUGGAUGCCUUGAAUUCUUCUGGGACCCUCUGCAUUGUGGGGACGCACCUGGAUUGGGAAUGCCUGUUGGAAGAUAUAGAGUUGAAUCGUAUUGAUUUAUCUUGGCAUUUCUACUACUCCCACUCAGAGGAGGAAACAAGCGAAGAAUAUUUUUCUGAUGAUGAGCUAAUGGAGAUGGAUGAUGGGUCUGAUGAAAACUCUCAUCCAGCAGCUUUGUGGGUUGUACAGAAUUUGACUACAGUGGAUGUGGAAGCGCUUGAUAUGAGGUGUUGUGUAUGUCAAGAGAGGAUUGCUUUGGGAUCAAAAGCCAAACAACUACCUUGUGAGCAUCUCUAUCAUGAGGAGUGCAUUACUAGAUGGUUGAGUGUUAGAAACACCUGUCCUGUUUGUAGAUAUGAGUUUCCUACACAGGAUCUCAAUCACUAAUCAGAUUUUCACGCUAGGGCUAUCAUUUAUGUUUAUGAACCCAGGGAAAGCUCAUUCAGUUUUGAUCUAUGCAUUUAGAGUUUGAAAAUGUAGAUUCAUCAUGCUCUAUAAAUGUUUUUUCGAAGCGGUUACCAGAUCAGAGAAAGUUACCGUGUUUUAUUUUCUGAAAAAGUUGACAGUACUUACAACUAAAGGGUUUUACUUUUGUUUAA
Messenger RNA from Cryptomeria japonica (Japanese cedar), 1214 nucleotides. Its product is annotated as E3 ubiquitin-protein ligase RDUF1. Bases 88 to 1002 code for a protein of 304 amino acids. Gene Ontology annotation, cellular component: cytoplasm. Gene Ontology annotation, biological process: protein ubiquitination. NCBI's taxonomy places the organism in Eukaryota, Viridiplantae, Streptophyta, Pinopsida, Cupressales, Cupressaceae. The transcript has a single exon. Gene Ontology annotation, molecular function: ubiquitin protein ligase activity. The record is from RefSeq and is a predicted model, not a curated record.